AAAAAAGGGAAGAGAAAGCUCCCCGUCAAAAUCCGUCCGCAUACUUGGCACCCACCUCAAGCACAAAACAAGGGGAUAAAUCCAAGGGGGGAGACGAGCUGAGGAAAAAAAACCCUACUUAACCGACAGUCUCGCCGGCGGGAGGUAGAAGCGCGGCGCGUCCAGUCGUCCAGCGGCCUCCGCGCGCGCCCGCGGGUGGUCGCGGCGGCGGCGGCGGGGAGCUGGGGGUCGUGGGGGCGGAGUCAGAUGCGCUCGGAAUGGGGAAGCCCGUCGAUGUCGAGCUCGGCGGCGCGGGAGGCCUCGCGAUCGCCGGCGGAGGAGGAGGAGGAGGAGGGUGGGGGUGCGGCGCGGUCGGCCGCUCCGUCUCGUUCCGGUGCGUCUUCGUGCUCGCGCUCGCUGUCGGGGUCCUCGUCCCGGCGCUGUUCCUCCUCCUGCCCUCCCGCCCCGGGGGUUACCUUUCCAGCGACCCCGACGUUCUCGCCGCUGAAAUUCAGGUUGGUUUCACGUUGGAAAAGCCAGUAUCGUUCCUCGCUGCUCACAUGGACAGAAUAGGGAGUGACAUAUUUGAAGAGAUUGGUGUACCUAAUAGCAAGGUUUCCAUUGUUUCGAUGCACUCUUUAGCUUCUAAAUACUCCACGCGUGUGGUUUUUGGUGUUCUUCCUUAUCCAAAAGAUGCUUCGAUAAGUUUGCCGGCCCUUAGUGUACUGAGGUCAUCCUUAAUAGGGAUGAUGCUGAAGCAGCUGAACCUAUCCUUGACACCAUCAAUUUUUGGUUAUCCAUCUUCCAUCGAGUUGUUGGGAUUCCCUGGAGGAAUUACUGUUGUUCCUGUGCAAUCUGGUUCUGUAUGGGCAAGCACAGACCCACUAUUCAACUUUGUGCUGAACAACUCCAUUGGUCAGAUCUUGGGUAAUCUUACAGAGCUAAAAAAUCAAUUGGAAUUUGGAUUGAACUUGAGGUCCUACGAGAGAAUAUAUUUGCAGUUCAGGAAUGAGAUUGGUUCUUCAGUUGAAGCGCCAGCAACUAUUGAGGCAUCGGUGUUAGAUGGGAAUAGUAUUCUGUUGCCAUAUAGAUUGAAACAACUAGCUGAGCUAAUCAAAGAACCUGACGCGAGGAACCUUGGGCUUAAUCACUCUGUAUUUGGUAAAGUAAAAGGAGUUCAGCUGUCAUCGUAUCUGCAACACUCAAUCUCAGAUUUGUCUCCUAGUCCAGCUCCUUCACCAUCUCCAUAUCCAUCCCCCUCUCCAUCACCUUCUACAAGUGUACCACCAUCUUCGUCGCCAUCUGGGAGUGUCCCGUACCUUACACCCCCAACCUCUAGUCCCUCUCCUCGGGCUUCUCCCCCUUUACCAAACCACCCCCCUUGUUUUCCAUGUUCUGAUUGUAACCCCUUUCCUCCAGCUGGUAGGCCAAUGCUAAAACCACCCUGCUUUGGUAGUGGCCCUAAGCUGCCUCCAUCUGUGCAUUCACCACAGCCAUCUGCUGUUCCAUCCCCCACAGUUCAUAAACCAUACCUUCCUCCAAUCCCUGUCCAUGUAGAUCCUCCCCAUCCCUUACCAUCUCCCAAUCAUGUACCAAACGCAGUCCCUGGACCAACUUAUCAAAUGAUGCCGAUACCUUCACCCCCAGUGCCUCAUUUUCGACAUUCUCCUCCACGGAAGAAACGAAGUGGCACAACAACCAAGUCUCCUCCAAUUGCUCCAUCUCCGUAUUCUCUCCUCCAUUCCUGAAGUGAUGGUCAGAAAACUUCCAAUGUAUCUGCUCCAUCGUUCACAAACCUAUCCUGAAUACGAGGUCGAUGUGGUUGCAAUUUUGCUGCUUGGAACUUCCUGAACUGGGAAUCGCAAUAUGAUGCUGCAAAGACGGGUUCUGUUUUUCAGUAAAUUUUAACUGUAUGGUGAAUUCCGGACCAUCUGAGGCGGAUAUAACUGUAGAUAUAGGUCUAUAUUAUGCUAAUUUACAGGGCUUUAUGUCACGAAGGUGGCUGCCUUAUGCCUUUACCGAAUUGUAAGGUCUCACCGAAGGGUUGGGGACUUGUGUUAGAGAAGAAUGUGUACUCUUAAGGUCUCGCCGAAGGGCUGGGGGCUUAUGGUAGAGAAGAAUGUAUUAAUGCUCUUACCUGUGACAUAUUCAGCAUACUACAACUCGCAUCUUUGAUGUGGCAUUUCAUGCCGUGGGCCUUUUCGCGCUGAGUGGUAAUUUAGCAUUUGUACUGUGGCACGCUUGGUUAUGUUGUUGAAAUAUCAAAGUUAGGUCACAGAGGUUA
Molecule: messenger RNA, 2263 nt
Organism: Aegilops tauschii subsp. strangulata
Lineage: Eukaryota; Viridiplantae; Streptophyta; Magnoliopsida; Poales; Poaceae
Source: RefSeq, a predicted model, not a curated record